Messenger RNA from Guillardia theta CCMP2712, 663 nucleotides. RefSeq lists its product as hypothetical. The transcript has 4 exons. NCBI's taxonomy places the organism in Eukaryota, Cryptophyceae, Pyrenomonadales, Geminigeraceae. The coding region runs from base 1 to 663 and encodes 220 amino acids. The record is from RefSeq and is a predicted model, not a curated record.
AUGUUGGUCGUUACAACCAGGACAGUUCAGAACCCGACAAACAGCACCAUAACCACGGACAUCAUCACCAUCAAGAUCAUCGUCAUCAAGAUCACCAUCAAAAUCGUCUCCAAGAUGAACAUCGACAAAAUAAACAUCGACACCAAGAUCACGACAAACACCAUCAAGAUCAACACCAAUGCCAACAUGAACAUCACCGUCAACACCAUAACCACGGCCAACAUGAUCACCACCAUCACCAAAAUCACCACCAACACGAUCAGCAAGAUCAACACCAUCAUCAUCACCCACACCAUCUUCACCAUCACCACCAUCACGAACAAGAUCACCAUCAGGAAGGAGACAGAGCUGUCAGCUGUGGCUUCUUCAUUGAUCGCUACGAGCAAUGGACGAAACAGCCCGACGAGUUUCUUUCCCACUCCGAGAGGAAGUAUCAUUUUCAUAUCCAUCAUGAUGGAGGGGCGCAACAGCACACUUCCCUCAACUUCACCCGGUGGAGGCUCCGGUGUUCAUCAAGCGGGAGGUGGCAUAGACAAGAUGCAGCUUGUUAGACUACAAGGAGAUGAGAUGUGUGCUCUUGACAGGAUGAUGAAUGAAACUAGUCAGCAUUGCCCAAGGCUCUUCAUGCCUAUUGAAACGCUGAUGAAACCUCUUGUGACAUGA